AACACUGAAUACGCUGCAUGUGGAACUUCGUCUCUUCUCCCCUCCUGUUUAGACAGGUGCACUGGCAAAUCAUGCUUCCCAUGUGUGGGUGAAGAGAGGUGAAGCUGGGAGUGCAACGCUGUUGACACCUCCGCAGACUCAGGCGUAGAGCAGAGGGAGAGGAAGAGGCAUGCAGAGGGAAUGAGUACAAAGAGGACGACAGAGGGAGCGACAGCGAGAGAGGGAAGAGUGAAAGAGAGACACAAGAUAUAUUUGAGCAUGUGGCGUGUUAUUUUGUACUUUAAAGCAGCAGGAGCUGUGAGCUCAGGCAACGACGUAAGAGACAUUUCCAAAGACAAAAUGGAAACCGCUUUGAUUCAGCUGCCGCAAGGGUUUCAUUAACUUGGAUUAGAAAAAUACUUGAAGUAGCCGAGGUGAUGCCGAGUGGAGAAAUGACGACGCCUCUUCACUGUCAAUAAUCAAGAAGCCAAGUCAAGAUUUGUCUAAGAUGGCUCUCAGCCCCAUCAUCAUCUGCCUCCUGUCACUGAUUGGUUAUGGCGCAUCCCACCCCUCUCCUCCUCCACCUCGGGGAUGCAGUGUGGAUGUGGAACCUCCGUACCGAGUGCUGUGUGACCUGGAGUCAGUCUGGGGUGUGGUCCUGGAAGCCGUGGCCUGCAGCGGUGGUCUCGCCUCCCUGGUCCUUGCUGUGGUCCUGUUAGUCAAGCUGCGCUCUGUCUCUGACCCUGCCAGGCGCUCCAGCCUGGGGCCUCUUCUGCUGCUGCUGGGCACGCUCCUGGGGCUCUUCACCAUCUCGCUGGCCUUCCUGGUGGGGAAGAACCAGGCGCUCUGUGUGGUCCGCAGGGCCUUCUGGGGGCCCCUCUUUGCCCUCUGCUUCUCCAGCUUGCUAGUACAAGGUGUGAGGCUCAGGAGGCUGGUGGGGGGCCGGUCGAGCCCCUCGGGCAGCUCGCUGGCGGCGCUGGGUCUGGCCUUGGCCUUGGUUCAGGGUAUCAUCUCCGCUGAGUGGGUCCUGCUCACCGUGGUCAGGGAGGGUCACCCAGCCUGUGAAUACCCACCGCUGGACUUUGCGCUGACAUGCAGCUACACUCUGGGGCUUCUCCUCAUAGCCAUGGGGCUUUCCCUAGGGGUGGUGCUGUGUGGCGGAGAAUUUGGGGCUGAGGGAGGAGGAGGAGGAGGCGGUGACGAAGAUAGAGAAGGAGACAGUGAAAAACGAAAAUGGAAGUGUAACGCUGUGUGGCUCUUCCUCUCCAGCCUGGCAUCGGCGUUGCUGUGGGUCGCGUGGUUGGGUUUCUACCUGUACGGCAGCCAGGGCUUGAGGGGAAGGGGGAAGGGGGAGCGGCUGGGGGGAAAGAAGGAUAUAAAGGUGCUGGACGAGCCGGCGCUGGCGGUGGCCCUGGUCAUUCAAGGUUGGAUCCUCCUGCUGUUCCACGCCAUUCCAGAGGUCUACCUGUGUCUGCGGAAGGUUCCACAGUCCAACACGCAGGAUUUUUUCGACACGAGCCACACGUCCCCUCCUCCACACUUUGGAGAUGAGCUCCCUUCGCACUCCCACCGACCCUUUCCAGAAAACCAGAGCUUCUCCAUGGAGGAGCACAGUGCAAGUCUCCGGAGUGGAACAUACCACAGCAGCCACGGGAGCAUGCGUCCUGGCAUCGCCUUCAGGGGCCACGUGUACCAACCCACCGAGAUGGCUCUGGUCAUGAACGGUGGCACAAUGCCCACAGCUCCCGUUAACUACACUGGACGUCGGUUAUGGUAGUGAUGGACAGGACGUGAAGGCACCAGGCUCACACUGGAGUGACAGUAGACAGUCCUGUGUUCUAAUAAUAGUAAGAAGCAAAAGGAAACGACAUCACAUAUCAAACUAGGUGGAUUUUAUGGAAGCUAAAGAUAUUUAAUGUGUCUCAUGUAUGAAUUUUACAUUUUAAGAGUGUUUUUAAUGACAUUUUUUUAUUGAUUCUUAAUUAGCGAACUGGACAUGAAACGACUAGAGAGAGAACAAAUCAGCUGUACAGUCUUAAAUAUAGAGUUUAACUACACAGACAAGGCGUCUUUUUCUGCUGUGGUCCUGCAGAGGAGUAAGGAUUAAAUGAUGACUUGAAUGUAGAGACAUUUUGGCGGAACAGCUUUAGAUGAAUGGUGAAUCUCUCUGAUGCGUGUUUUGCUUCAUAAAUCUACUCAUUCCUUCUCUUAAGCUACAACUUGGAAACAAACCCUUUGGAUGUUUGUGUAAAUGACAUGCAUACGCCCACAUAGCUUGCUUGACCUCCUGUAUUUCGUGCUGGAAAGACCCAAAGGACUCGCCUAGUGUUUUUCUCUCCUCGUUCUUCAUUCCUACGUCAGUGCUAAAUAACAGUUUAGCACGUUUAUUGACAAAUGCUUUGUAUUUAAUAGAGCUUUUGCCUGUUUAAAGAGGAUUAUCAGAUGAUUUACGGGGCGGAUAAUGAGUCUACCACUCAUGGACAACUAGUUUUAAUACAGAUAUCUUUCAAAGCCAUUUAUUACUGCAAUACCUAAUGGUGCAGUACAGGGUUUACUCUUAGAGAUUGUGAUUUUGCACUUUACCAGCGCUGGUUGUGUCUGGGCAUUGUGACGUUUGACAUGGAUAUUCAUAUAAGAUGCAUGUAAGAGCACAGUUUGAAGACAAUGUAUUAUUUUGAGUGUUUUCUAUAUAGAGUUUUGAUAUACAGACCAUUUUAGGAUUCUUAAUUUUAGACUGCAAAACAGUCUCAGAUGCUCAAAAAUAACACGCCUACAGCUAUGACUGAAAGCUUCAUUUGGCUUCUUCAGCAACACCUGUAUUCUGGCAUUUAGUGUCCCUUUAAACCUCAUGAGUCUGACUACAGAGAAAACAUUAUUUCAUCCAUCACUGUGAAGCCAACUGGAAACAUUACAUGUGUAGCCUACUGUUUUUGUGAAACCAACCACAAAUAUUUGCUUGACUGACUUCUAUUUGGCAGCGUCUGUUCAGAGGCACUGACAGGUGACAUGUGAGUUACAGAAAAGUAACUGUUUCUGCUGACUUAAUUGAACAUUUCUAUCUUCUGAGCUGAGUACGAGCUGAAUUCAAUCCAGGACAACAGUAAACAUGUUCAUAUUGUGACCAUUUCUUCUUGGUGUCAGACUUAUCACUAAGUUGUUGACAACUUUACUGUUGUGUACAGGUGUUUACUCUGAUAAUGUGCAAUGAAAUAAUAUAACUGAAUUUGCUGUAAUUACUCUAUAUAAGUGAGUUUUGAUCGUGUAAAAUAUACAAAUUUUAGAGAUGCCUGGUGUCACUGUUUUAUGACAGCGUAACAUGAAUGUCUGUAAUGUGAUUUGCACAAAGUGGCUAAUACAACAAUGCACAUUUUCAGUUUA
Molecule: messenger RNA, 3357 nt
Organism: Betta splendens (Siamese fighting fish)
Lineage: Eukaryota; Metazoa; Chordata; Actinopteri; Anabantiformes; Osphronemidae
Gene: gprc5bb
Product: G protein-coupled receptor, class C, group 5, member Bb
Exons: 5
Coding region: 488-1756 (422 amino acids)
Biological process (GO): G protein-coupled receptor signaling pathway
Cellular component (GO): signaling receptor complex; plasma membrane; extracellular exosome
Molecular function (GO): G protein-coupled receptor activity; protein kinase binding; protein kinase activator activity
Source: RefSeq, a predicted model, not a curated record